Molecule: messenger RNA, 1561 nt
Organism: Gilbertella persicaria
Lineage: Eukaryota; Fungi; Mucoromycota; Mucoromycetes; Mucorales; Choanephoraceae
Exons: 2
Molecular function (GO): protein dimerization activity
Source: RefSeq, a predicted model, not a curated record
GAAUUCAAUCCCUUUUUUAACAGCACAAGCGAUUCACAUCACAUAAACCCUGAUUUGUUAUCGCUUGCACUACCUUUGGAUCAAAACAAUCAGAAAAUCGAUUUUGCAACAUUAUGCACUGACGAAACAUUUUUUACUGAACAAGUCGUGUCUUCUGCUGGACCAGUAGACAAUACCAUAUCUCCUCUUGCUGCCGUUUCUUUUCCUUCUCAGAGCUUUUUAUCCACACCUUUGAAUACACCCAACUAUUGUGCUCCUCAUAUUCAUCCUUAUGUACAAGAUCUAGAGGAGUUUUUAGCGCCUCUUGUAUCACCAGCAAUAACACCCAAUAUGACCGAGACUCACUACUUUACUCCUUUGUCUUCACCAGCACUUGUUCCAGACAGUAAUCAUGUAUUUGAAACUACAGAUCUCUCUUCAUCUCCUCAGGAUGCCGUGCUAUUACAACAACAGUUGGCUCACAUUGAAGCAAAGCAACAACUUUUAAGGGACCAAAUGAAGACAUCGCCUGCUAUAUCUCCUACUUACAGAAAGAGCUCACUCGCCCCUUCUUCCAGUCGCCAACAAGCCCCACCUUCACCCAUGCCGUUCAAUGGUAAAAAGAGACCGAGUCUUAGACAAAAGAUUGUUUUAGCAAGUCCUCAGCUUCAUUCUUCUCAGAACCAUCACAUUGCAUUACCUAUGACUAUGCCCGCCACACCGGCAUCACUCAUGAAAAUGAGUCAUCCAUCAGGGAUAUCAGGUACAACCGUACCCAGCAACCAUGGGCCUGACAAGACCGUGGUGGAUCUCAUGCCGUCAUUGCCUCCUGCUGCUGUUACCAGUGAGCCCAUGAAACGCUCUGUUUCGUCCCCUACCAGUAGUACCUCGGCAACCAAAAAAAGAAAGCUUGCACCAUCACCAAUGACACUAAAGCCGUUAAUCUCUCCAUUUUUACAGCCCGACGCACGCAUCAACCAUGUAGGCAUAGAAAAUCGGCGAUCAGCACACAAAGUGGCUGAACAAAGAAGGAGGGACACACUCAAACAGAGUUUUGAUUCUUUACGAAAAGAAAUUGCAGAAGUACUAGUGACAGAAGCCAAACAGUCUCCAUCAGACAAAACAGACGAAGUGAUACGUGAAGAAAAAGAAAAAGAAGUCAAGUUUAUGAGCAAAGUGUUGUUAAUACAACAUUCGUAUGAAUACAUUGUACGCUUAAAAACAGACGCUAAGCAAAGAGAUGAUAGAAUGCGCUCUAUGCAACAAGAAAUAGACAGGCUAAAACAGUUAUUAGACUAAGUUAUCAUGUCUUUUUCACUGUCUGUCUCGUCAUCUUGUGUUAAUAAUAAAUUCCUGUUGUCUCUGUCUUGUUCUUCAGAAACCAUUCUUAACCAUUGCAUACGAGGACCCACUUGAGAUAGUGCGCUUACUCGAAAACCAAAGAUCUUGGCCACAUAAAUGUUGGGUUCCACGUAUUUCAUCGAGUCAGGAAAUGCCUGUACAAAUAAAUGAGGAAAUGUUGUUCCAAAAUGAGCACCUAAAAUAAAUGACGUAGGGUAAGCAUUAAGAAGGUAUGGUGCUG